AUGAGGCCAGGAGGCAUCUAUUUGGAUUCCUAUGGAGCCAAUGGUGACAAUCAGUUCUGGAAUAUGCUGCUGUGCCUAGCAGGGCUUGAAGCAUGGCUGCAGCUUCCCAUCAAUGACAGCACAUAUGGCGAGGAUAUUGUGCUUAAGGCCAAUGAAUGGCAUGCGUCCCUUGUGCCUGUCUGCAUGGGAGCUGGGUAUCAGCCAGGAGGAGUCCACCUGGUUGCCAGGAGCAUCUUGGCGAUCCACAGCUUGAGACACCAGGGGUUCAGGUCAGCUGGCCAGCUGACAGAUGUCUUUGGACAUCUACAAGGAUUGAUGUUUGCGCACACCAGCCCAUGCCAUUGGUGCCGAUGA
Molecule: messenger RNA, 354 nt
Organism: Ostreobium quekettii
Lineage: Eukaryota; Viridiplantae; Chlorophyta; Ulvophyceae; Bryopsidales; Ostreobiaceae
Source: the annotation of a GenBank genome assembly